UGUUUCUAUUGGAUUCACUUUUGAGUUGAAGUACAAAGAGUUAAAGAUCAUAAAGAUACUACAAAAAAUUUCGAGAUGACAAAGUUAUUCACUUUGGCCGGCUUGUUAUUUAUGGUAUUCUCGACUGCUACAUGUUUCUCGUGCAACCACGGUCCACCCGGACGAUUUUGUACUUCGGAUUUAACCGGUUUUCAUGACUGUCCGUAUGAUGGUAGCAAACCAACUAUCGUUUCGUGUCCGGUGAACACUCGAUGUAGUUGUUAUUUAAACAAUGCAUGCACUGUUUCUAAAAACAAGAUAUGUACGCGGUACACAAAACCAACUGGGUUGCUUAAAAACUUCGAGUUCCGGUAUCAUGGCAAAAUUUCAACAUAUUCGCCGCGGGGAGGUCAUACAACUCCAACGCAGGGUCAUAUUCUGCAGAAUUUCGCUACAAAGCGUCUUUUGAAAACAGAGUGGAUAGGAAGUAAGAGACAUUUCGAAAUUGUUCAUCCUCUUAGAAAUGGUAAAUUUAUCAAGUAUUCCGGAAGUUAUCCAAAUGUUUGCAAGAAAACUAUCUUGACUAGUUUUCCACAGUUUGGACCUGAUCUAACACGAUUUACUUUGACCUCCAGUCACAAACGUAAAUAUUCAUAUGAGGAAACAUGGGAAUUCUUCAUUGGUUCACGUCAUAUGGGACAAGGUACUGUUCAAGAAACAUGGAAAAUGGCAAAAAAUCGAUGGACAAAGAGAAGACGACCACUCAGUUAUGUUUACGAGUCGAGAGGAGGUGCUAUGUCAAGAACAAACAAAAAAGUCGAAUAUACUGUUGGAUUGUAUUACAGUUACAAUUUAGGAAGCAAAUGGUUCAGAAAACCAAAUUUUUGUUAACAUCUCCAAGGAAACGUCAACAAACAUGGCAAUGACUUCUUCAUGACAUUUUUGAUUAUUAAAAAAUAUUUUACCUUCAGUAAACUUGCAAACAGAAUGUAAAAUUUGUAUGAAAUUUAUAUAGAAAAAUAUUGGUUACGUUUCACAAA
This is a messenger RNA of Hydractinia symbiolongicarpus, 1019 nucleotides long. RefSeq lists its product as uncharacterized. The coding region runs from base 76 to 870 and encodes 264 amino acids. The transcript is spliced from 2 exons. The record is from RefSeq and is a predicted model, not a curated record. Lineage: Eukaryota; Metazoa; Cnidaria; Hydrozoa; Anthoathecata; Hydractiniidae.